Molecule: messenger RNA, 2385 nt
Organism: Micromonas pusilla CCMP1545
Lineage: Eukaryota; Viridiplantae; Chlorophyta; Mamiellophyceae; Mamiellales; Mamiellaceae
Exons: 2
Coding region: 1-2385 (794 amino acids)
Molecular function (GO): asparagine synthase (glutamine-hydrolyzing) activity
Source: RefSeq, a predicted model, not a curated record
AUGGGCGUUCACGCGCUGCGAUGGGACGAGUCCGUGGUCGUGAACGGCGACGGGCGCGUGCGCGUCGUCGCGUGGUCGCGCGGCGGAGGCGGCGGCGGAGGCGAGGGCGACGGGGAGAAGGACGGCGGGAGGGUGCCGAAAUUCCGCGACGACGACGACGGCGCGGCCGACGACGGCGCGCGUCUCGUCCGCGGGUACGCGCCGCGUUACGAGCUGCCCGCGCGCGGCGAACGCGGCGGCGACGCGCUCACGCUCGUGUGCCGCGGGCACGUGGACGGCCUCGCGUGGGAGGACGUCCAUCGCGCGCUCGCGGACGCGAUGUCGUCGUCGUCGUCGUCGUCGUCGUCGCUCGCGUCCGCGCUCGCGUCGACGCCGAACGCGGGCGGGGCGUUCUUCAUGUUAGCCAGGGACGACGCCACGGGCGUCGUCGCCGCGAGGACGGACGCACUCGGAAGAGAGCCGCUCAUGACGCGUCGUUUCGGGGACGACGACGACGACGACGACGACGACGACGAAGUCCUUAAGGAACGGCGUUCACCACGCGAACGCGGUCGUAUGGGAACCAGUCACGACGACGACGACGACGGAUGGAUCUUCGCGAACGCGCCCGGCGGCGACUGGCCGUCGUCCUCGCGCGACGGAUGGUCGUCGCACCACCCGCGGCACGUCGCGCGCGUCGAACGCGGUGGUCGCGGCGGAAACGCGCUCUCACUCGCGCCGACCGCCGCGGUGGACGACGGCGGCGAUCUGAUCCCGCUGCUUCCGCCGCCGCUCGAGCCGCCGCCGCGCUUCGCCGUCGCCGUCGCCGACGAAACCGCCGCCUCCGGCUCCGACCCGGACGACGCCGGGAUGGCCGCCGCGGCCGCGCGCCUCGCGAGCGGCCUCCUCGCCGCGGUCGCCGACGCCGCGGAGCGCUCGCGCGUCACCGCCGAGCACCCCAUGGGCGUCCUCUACAGCGGCGGCGUCGACUCCACCGCGCUCCUCGCGUGCUGCGUCAGAUUACGCGUUCCGGUGGUCGCGUGCGUCGCGUGCUGGGCCCCGACCGGCGGCACCGCGGAGGCGUCCGACGUCGCGCCCGCGCGAAUCGGCGCGGCCGCGCUCGGGGUAAAGUUGAUCGAGCGCGAGGCGCGUUCUAUGUCACACUGGUCCCCAUACGACCGCGUCGGCGUGGUGAACGCCGAUCCUCAAGGACUUUUCCCGGCGUGUCUCUCCGCCUACCCCUCGCUUUCAAUCCCCGGCCUCGACGCCUUUCAACUCCGUCUGACGCCUUUGAACUCCACCCCGACAUGCGCUCGUAUAAAACGACCCAAAGCCGGCGUCGCGUUGACGACGUACUUCGCGUGCGACGCCGCGCGAAGCGCGAACUGCGCGGGCGUCCUCGCCGGCGGCGGCAGUGAGGAGCUCCUCGCCGGGUACGCGCGACACGCGCAGCGGCCGACGCGCGACAUCGACGAGAUGUCCGCGUCCGGGUUGCGGUCGCUGCAUCGGAGGGAUUUACAACGCGAUCACGCGGUGUGUGUAUCGCACGGGCUGUCCGGGCACGCGCCGUUCUUGUCCGCGUACGUCGCGCCGCACGCCGCGCUCGAGAUCCCGUCGAGGCUGAAGCUUCUUCCCGGCGGCGCGGAGAAGCGCGUGCUGCGCGUCGCGCUGAGCAGAGCGCCGUUGUCGGUGCCCGCGGAGCUGUGGACGCGGAAAAAAUGCGCGGCGCAGUACGGCAGCCGGUUCCACGUCGCGUUGCAAAAGGUGGCGCGGCGGUUGGGUCUCGGCGGCGGCAAGCUCGCGGAGGCGGUCGCGAUGUGCGAGCACAUCGGCGCGCGCGACUUGGAGCGCAUCGCGGAGGAGGACGCCAGGGCAAACGCGCGGCCGUCGCACGCGCCGGUGGAGGCGCGACGGUUGACUUUUCAUCUUCCGCCGCCGCCGCCGCCGACGCACGCGCUGAUUUAUUCCUCCGGGCACGGCAGCGCGACGUCGUUUCACACCGCGCUGCUGCAGCGCCGGCUGUGUUCGGUCAUCGUGCCGUUUCGUAUUCCAGACGACGACGACGACGACGCGGACGCGGACGCGCGCGGACGCCGCGAACGGAUCCGCGGGCUGCGCGCCGCCGCCGCGGCGUUCUCGGAGGCGACCGGGAUACCUUCGUGGUCGCGCGGCGUGCCCGCGUAUACGCCCGCGACGACCGACCGGAAACGGUUCGACGAGGCCGCGAUCGUGGCGUCGCUCGCGGCGGCGCUGAAGCAGCUGCGCGCGGCGUUCCCGGCGCUCCAGGGCGUCGUGGCCGGGCACUGCCACGACCUCCGAUCGCUCUCCAUCGCGGAGGCGGCGUGCGAACGCGUCGGCGUGCACUGCCUCGCGCCGUCGUGGGGACAGGCGCGUUCUAUACACUAG